ACAAUUAUCGACGCCUAAAAUCCCAAAUUCAAUCAUCACAGUUCGGCCCCCUAACCUGAAAAUGAAAAGAAAUGGGGCAAAAAGGCCGAAAACCUUUGUAGUCUAUAUAGGCUAUUGAUUUCCGAAGCUGUUGAAAUUUUUUGUAGUCGAAUAUUGUUGAUCAAUUGGUGAAGAGUAUCUCGUUUGGAUUUUGGAAUUUGAUUUGGGAAUUCUUUGAGCUUGUUUUCUGUUGCUUGUUUAAUGCCAAUGCAUCAAAUUUGGCUGCUAUUGCUCGCGUUCGAGUGAGUGAAUCGUGUGCUUUAGUUACUGCUCACCCCAGAAUCGCUCAUCAUCGAAGUUACGAGAAGCAUUAAACAGAAAUCGGGGUUUUUGGAGCUGAAAAUAAAAAAUUAGGUUUUGCGGUAAUCCAAAUAUGUCGACGGGCAAACCUAAAGACGGUGACCUCCCGGUGGUUUCGGUGCCGGACAAGUCGAAACCGCCGCUUCCGCCGGCAACAGCAGUAUCCAAUGCACUUGUGGAAUACACUCCAGUUGGUUUCAAGGAGGAAGAAGAGGACCUUGAGGUUAAGCUGCGACGUAUUAUCGAUAACGUGCCCGUCCGAGUCAGCAACACGUCUGGAAGCUCUGCCGGUUCCGGCUCCGGUGACUUUCAUCAGUAUCGGCAGAUGAGACGGAAAGAGCAAGAUAGACUUGCGAGGAUGGAAGUUGAUUAUCAGAAAAGGAAAGAACUGGCAGAGUUUACAAUGAGGAGGGAGGAAAGGUUAAAAGCUGCUGAAGAGCGAACAGCAAAGAAGCGAUUGAAACGUCAAAAGAAAAGGCAAAGAAAGAAGGAAAAGAAGAGUAAAUCGAAUACUGGAGAACAGCAGGAACAAAAAGAAGGAUCUUCGGACGAGGGGGACUCAGAUAAUGACGAGGAGGCAACAUAGUAAAGCAUGCCUUGGCCGUACCUUAAUGCUCUCGAAAUAUUGUUGUAAGCUACAUCUUAGAUGGCCACAUUCAUUUAAAGUUUUGAACAUACAGUCUUGGGACUUGAUUGAGUUUUCCAGGUAUUGUAUUUUGUUUUGAGAUGAAAUCUUUGUGAGACUAAUGGAGGGCCAUGGGAUUGUGUAAUUUUUGCCUCUA
Messenger RNA from Neltuma alba, 1121 nucleotides. RefSeq names its product PRKR-interacting protein 1. Bases 413 to 925 code for a protein of 170 amino acids. The transcript has 2 exons. The record is from RefSeq and is a predicted model, not a curated record. Gene Ontology annotation, cellular component: nucleolus. Lineage: Eukaryota; Viridiplantae; Streptophyta; Magnoliopsida; Fabales; Fabaceae. Gene Ontology annotation, molecular function: protein kinase inhibitor activity; protein kinase binding; double-stranded RNA binding. Gene Ontology annotation, biological process: negative regulation of protein kinase activity.